Molecule: messenger RNA, 1560 nt
Organism: Saccoglossus kowalevskii
Lineage: Eukaryota; Metazoa; Hemichordata; Enteropneusta; Harrimaniidae
Source: RefSeq, a predicted model, not a curated record
AUGGCGGAACCACCAGGUUGUGACCCUGGAGUAACGCACAGUCAUUACGUUGACACGGAGAUCGUUGCCGCCGAUGACGACCAAACGCUACUUCCAUCAGAGGACAUCGGAGAAGAAGACUACAAUGUAGACAAGCAGAGCGACGACGUCGACGACAAGAAGGCGACAUGUACGUUCACAACUGCCCAUACUAACCCCCUGCUGUUAAUCCACUUCAAGUGCCGCGUUCCCUGCGUGUGUACGUACCAGGAGAACUGGGCCCAUAUGAGUGGCUGGAAACCCAACUUUACCUGUGAUGAUUCGUCCAAGUAUAAAAGAAACAAAAAACGACCAAAGUUCCCCUAUAGACUGGCCUACAGCACAUAUAGGGAACCCAAAUAUGUGUUCCGACACUAUGAAGACACUAGCAAAUACAUGGAACAAUAUAGGUAUCAUCACACGCGAGGCGACGUAUGUAAAGCCCAAGAAGAACCUUUAGUAUUGGGAUACAACGUGCCCGACCCAUAUAAACCUAAAUUACAUCGAUACAGAUUUCUGUUUGAAACACUAGAUACAGUGUUGUCGACAAAACCUCUUAAGAACAGUGGCUUGGGAGAGAGUGAUGAGUCCGACAGUCAAGAAAGCAACCUCUCCAUUUCUGUUACAAGAAAGCCGGUGACUGUAAAUUUGGCACCAACGAGAAAUCAGUCGACAGCACGAAAGACAGACGACUUAGUGUUGCCGAAGAUUGAACAAGGAAUACCGCAGUUUUUUUUAGACAGCCGGAAAAAAGACUCAAUGCGAUCUGACACGAAUGUAAUUUUACCAGAUGUCCGACAGUGUCAUUACACAAGCUUUACGUUGCCAGGACAUUUGGUUGAUGACUACAGGGAGUUGACGGGAAAGAAACGAAGGAGCCUACCCCCGGUACUCAAUGGGGAACUUUACCCCGUUGGAUACCAGGGGAUAUCUAUUGAGACGAGGUCUGCUGGCAGCGAAGGCAGCUCAGCUAACAGUGUAGCUGGUGAAGUUACGAAGGACACGAUAGUGGUUCCUCCCAAACCGAUCCCGUAUCGACUAUGGCAGACAUCUCCAGGGAGAAGCAUGCAGGAAUAUUUGGCACAUAUCUAUUCGGUCCGUAGUGCCGGGUCGCUUGAAAUGGGCACUAACGCCGAAGAUCCGGAACGGGAGGGGCAAAGACGAAGACGGGAACAAAAGCCUGAGAUGCCCGUCCGAAUCGGACUGUGUACAUUUUACAGCAGCAAUACCAAUGAUUCGAACGAAGUUGCCAAAGCGAAUACGCGGAAAGAUAUCUUAGGAGUUCAGGGCAAAUCGACAGGAGGAAAUCGAAAAGACGAUAAAACACGAGCCGAAGCGGCCAAGAGGAUAUCACAUAUCAAGAAGUUCAUUAAAAACGAAAUGAAAGCAUUGGCAAAAUCUAAGUCGCUGGUACGACGACGGGCUGCGACACCGUUGGCCAUGGACACCGUUGUCACUGGCAACCAGUAUCGAACUGAAGAGGGACACAAAGAAUUCCUAGCGAAUCAAAAACAACCCAUAGAAAACACCUCUCAUACCUAG